CUUCCUCUGGAUCAACUGGCAGUUAGGCAGGUUAAAAAAAAGUAAAAAUAUUGAACUUGAUGGACGUGUGUCUUUUUUCAACCUUACUCACUAUGUUACUAUAAAACAGUCAUUGAGUACAAUAUGAAUAACAGUUUACCUCUUGCAAUGCCCUUGUAGAAAACAAUAUGUGGGGAGGACUAUGAGAAAGUUAAAGACCAGAUUGGGGCAACAUAUAAGAAAUAUAAAAAAGGGGUAUAUGAUUAUUUAUCUGAACAUUUUGCUAAGGCACACAAUAAACAUCCAAGUGGCCAUACAAAAUCCAACUGGAGAGGAGGAGACACAAAAUGGAGUCUCUCCCAAGAAGAAAUGAAAUGGAUAUACCAACUGGGGACGCUGGCACCUCAGGGGUUAAAUCUUGAUUUUGAUUUAACAUGUUUUUUAAGACAGAUUUUAUGAGUGUAUUGUUUGAAAUAUUUGCAACUGUGAUUUUACUAAAUUAUAAGUUUUUGAACAAGUGAGUGCAAAAUGUUUUACCCAUUUAUGUCUAUUUAAAUUGGACAAUCCAGUGUACCCUUGUGAUCUUACACCUAUAAAUAUUAGGGAAGGGGGUGCCCAAGGUACACGGAAGUGUAUUGUAUACAUAACAACACAUUAGGCUGUGUCAAGGAGUCUUUAAUGUACGUCUAGAUUUAUAACUAUUUUGUUGAAUUGAUUAAAAUUCUUCUCAUUCUUUUCUGAUUGGAGUGGAGAGACUAAGAGAGAGCACUAGGACCCUGCAGACACCAGGAGGAAAGUCACAUGGGAGGAUGGGAGAAUGAAACUGCUGGGAAUUUAUAGAAGGUGGAAUUUCUCUAGACUUAAAGUAAAUUGCUUUAUAUCAUACAGUUGUGAUUAGAAGAAGUCUGCUGUGCAAGGAACUCGCUGUGAUUUUGGAUUGGAGGGAUCACAAGUGGAGGAGCAGGACCAUCACUGCACUUGUACUUUGUGUUCCUCUAGAAGAGACGAGUGUCUAUUGAGAGGGGUUGGGAAGAGCGAUGUUUCCAGGCUGGAGAGGAACCAUUGAUUUGUAGAGGGAAAGAGAUUUUACGAGUAGAAGACAACAUGAUGCUCUAAUGCAGCAACAAUAGAGAGGAAAAUCCAAGGUCGGCAGAUUUCUUGUCAGGCGCAGAGACAUCUUCAUGAGCAAUGGGAAAUACCCUUAUUAUCAUUAACAGAUCAAAACAUUUGGUCACGUAUGUUUGUGCCUAUCAGGUCUCCCAGCAAACUCUGGCAUAUGGGAAGCUGAAAGAAGGACACUCUGUUACUAUUUUUCACCAGUUUUCUGUCCCCUGUUAUUUGUAUAUAAAAAGAGGAGAUUGUUCUGAAGCCGACUGCCGUGUGCACCCAGACUAUUUCUGGAUCUAUAACCCCAUCAGUAGCCCUGUGUAUACAAUUGAAGAAUUGACUCCUCACAGAACAAACCUGAAAAGGGACAAGGACAGCAAGAAAAACCUGGUAGGCACUGGCCCUCAUGGACCCCAUCGACCGAGGCCCGCUCCCCACUGGAACUUUGGGUGUUGCAUCCCCACACUCAAUCGUGGUUACAAGGAUGAAGUCAAAGUUGGAAGCCGAGAGAAUGAUGAGAGGAGUCAGUGCCUGAGCCGAGAACAUGGAAUAUUGUGUAACUGGGAAAGUGCUGGGAUUUCUCUCCUUCUUUCUGCUUCUCCUGCUGCUGCAGCAAUGUUCCUCUCUGGAAGUAACAGUUCCCUCCUCUCAGUCCUCCCUGAUUGGAAGAGAUGUCCUACUUCCCUGCACAUUCCGAGUGGAUAAUCCUCCAGUGAAUCCCAAGUUCCUCGCUCUCUUGUGGCAUUUUGGAGACAAGGAGGUUCUGAGAUACGACACAAAAGGGAAGGUCUCCAGCCCCCGGAUAUCCAUAGAUGAGAAACUUAUACUGGAAGGCAAUGCCUCAUUGUCUCUCUCCAACGUGACCAUCUCUGAUGGAGGAACCUACAGGUGCUCAGUCAUUUACAGCCCAGACACCCAACAGAAGGAGAUCAGGCUGCACAUUCAUGCGGUGCCAGAGGUUGCGGUUGCUAAGAGAACUCUCAUUAAGAACCAGGGAACUUCCCUUCACUGCUCAGUAACUCAUUUCUACCCACAAUCCAUCACUGUGACUUGGCUCAGGAACGGGAAGCUAUUGGCCAACUCAGUUCUGGGGCCCCUUCAUCAGAAUGCGGAUGGAACGUUCAGACAGAACAGCACCCUGACUCUCACCCCCUCCGACACCCUGAAUAACCCAGAGAUUGUCUGUCAGGUGCAACAUGAAUCCCUCGCCACCCCCAGGCAAGAUAGUUACAAGGUGCAGUAUGGAGUGCCUCCGUCAGUACAAGUCUAUUCAGCCAAGAUCAAUGGACUGCCGGAGCAGGUAUUGGUGUGUGAAGCGGCUCAGUUCCAACCAGAACCAGUGCAGAUAAAAUGGAUCUUGAAUGGGAAAAUUGCUGAAGAUCCAAGGAAAAGCAAAGAUGGGGGAUUCAAAAAAGGUUCUUAUUACUUGAUGAACCCAAUGACUGGGAGCCAAGAGGGAAACAUCUCCUGUGAGGUGGAACAUGAGACUCUGCUACAUCCCAUCACUGAGACUCUACAGCUGAGACAAGAGGACCCUGAAAGAAAAUAUCCAGUAAGGAAUAUGUUAGCGGCCAUCUUUCUCACCGUGUUGCUGACCGGGGCCGGAAUUACUGCGGCUCUCUGGUAUUUUAUAUUCAAACUCAAAUAUUUCCAGAGAUUCUGGGUGAGUCACAUACACAGGAGUCAGAUGUUGGAUGGGGAGAAGGUGACUCUGUACUGUGUGGCCUCUGACUGCCCUAAGGACCCCCAGGUGAUAUGGACAGUGGAGGAGAAUGAUGGGAAGAAGAUGGAGAUAACAGAGGAUGAGCCCCAGGCAGAAGGAGAAGGGAAGAAGUUGCUGGAUCAGGAAUUCUCUGUAAGAACAGACAGAACAGAGACAGACGGGAGACACAAUGUCACCUCCUCCCUCAGCUUCACCCCUGAUGUAUCAAAGCACAAGGAGAUGUCUGUGUUCUGCAAGUUUGUCUGUGAUGGAAAAGCCAAAGAGGAACAAAUACACUGUUCCUUUAUCUUAUUAAAGCCCAAGGAUUCCAUGAAGCUUUCCCUGAGUGAGUCAGGAGAGGUUCUGAGCUGUCUGACCCUGAGGGAGUUUUACCCCAGAGAGAUCCAGAUCAGAUGGAGCUGUGGAGUUGGACACUACCAGCAACUGGAAUCCAAUGGAAAAACCACAACCAACUCUGGCAGCAGCUUUAAUAUUGAGAGUGAGUGUAAGCUCCCAGGACAUCUCUUCAAAGAUCCAGGAUUCAAAGUGCGAGUGACCUGGAACCACCGAUCCAGUGAUGGGGAGGAGUCCAGGGAAUUCUCAGCGUGGGAUCCAGAAUUCCCCUGGUGCCCAUGGAUGGAAGAGAUAAUAAAUCCUGAUACCCUGAUACACAGAAAAGAAGGCAAAUUCCAGUGUAAGAUCUGGGGGUAUUUCCCUGAUGCUCUGGAGGUGGAAUGGUUGAGGAGAGAAGCAGGAGGGAAGGAAUUAUUCUCUGUGUGUCCCAGUGAGAAAUACAAGAUCCCAGAGAUGGAGCAGAAGAGAGAAGCUGAUGGGACCUUCUCCUGCACAGUCAGUCUCAUUGUCUCUGUGUCAGCAAUAACUGAGCAGGGGGCAGAGUUUAUCUGCCAGGUGGGACACCCCAGUCUGCGUGAACUCCUAAAGAGAAGCACCGGGGCCCUCAGAGUGAGAGGGGUCCCAGUUAUGACAAACAUUACCCAGAAGGACAGACACAUCAUCAUGGAAAUAGAUCAGUUCUACCCACAGAAUAUUGAGGUUACCUGGCACAGAGCUGGGAAAGAGCGAAAGGAUUAUAAGAAGAUCCCUGAUGCUGAUAUACACAAUGAACUAUAUGAGAACAGUGACGGCUCCUACAGACUCACCAGUACAUGUGAGGGAAUGAAUCUUGUGGAUAAGAUGAAUCCAUUUGAUGUGUAUUUCACUGUUAAGGUGCAACAUGAGACACUAAACCCUCCAAUGAGAAAAGAGCUCCUACGGGACAAAGGAGUCUAUUAUCUGCUGUCAGAGGGGCAGAAACGCCCAUUGUCUAAAUAUACAGAUCCAGCCCCCAACAAUGAGGAGCCAGUGGAGAGGAACUGAAGAGGCAGGAAAAACACCAACACCCCCAGUUACAGGGCAACAGAAUGUAGGAAAUGCCCCUGGGGAAGGAAAGAGCAAUGGAAAGAUAUUUAUUCCCUAAGAACAAUCCUCAGUGACGCAGCGGUUGGUUUGUGACACAAAGUGCUGGACUCGUGGCUUUAGUUGGUACCAGUGAAGGGGCAACAGAAUGUAGGAAAUGCCCCUGGGAAUGGAAAGACUGAUAUUUAUUCCCUAAGAACAAUCCCCAGCAGCCCCAGUUGUCCUGGACCCCCCCCCCCAGUCUGAAGCUGGACUCAAUACUCAAUACUCAAUACACACUAUAGGAAGUGCUGAUGUGCCUGUCUGUAAUUAGAACAUUAGAAAUUAGACUGUAAGCUCUGAUGGUUAGGGGUAUAAUUGAUACAAUACAGUUCUUUUCCAAGGUUAUAUUUCUCCAUUUACAAUCAUGAUCCAUUUAAAGUUGAACCACCAUUAAACAAAAAAUCACAGAUAUGAAUGUCCAAAUGUGUAACAUGUUUAGUUAAUGUUAAUAAGUAACAUUUUUUGACAACAAAACACGCAGUACCUUUUCAUUGAAGCCUAUAACUUAUCCCUCAGCAUCUCGCCCACCUACCCCCUUACAUUUUACUUGCACACUCACUGCUCUUCCCAUUACUAUUCUAACUAACAGGGACAUUACCCCAACACUGUCUCCCCUCACCAUAUGUCUCACUUCCUCUUGCUCGUAGAUUGUAAGCUCUUGUGAACAGGGCCCUCCUUCAAUUGUCUCUGUGUGACAGUAACAAUGAAUAGAUUGUGGGGACAUAUCUGUGUUGCCCCUUGUGUCUGUAUUAUGAGAUAUGAUGAGAUAUGAUGAGAUAUGAUGACAUGAGGAGAUAUGAUGACAUGAGGAGAUAUGAUGAGAAAUGAUGAGAUACUGUAUGAUGAGAUAUGAUGAGAUAUGAUGAGAUAUGAUGAGAUACAUUGUGUAGAACAAAUAUUAAUUAGUGUUAAUCAGGCCACAGAUCCCAAAAACUCCUGCUCCCCCCUAUACUCACUGUAUAUUUUAUGAUAUAUCCUCACACUAACCAAUAUCACGCCUUUGUAUUUGUAUCCUCAGGAACCACAUUCCUGCUCUUGUACCUUCCCAAUGUGGGAACUUGUAACUCUUCCCUGUGCCCACUGUGUGUCUAUAUAAAUCCACAUUCACAUUCCCCACAAUUCAGUGUGGGCCAAUAAUCUGCCUGUAGUGCCCGAUCUGUUUCGGUUGAACUACAGUUCCCAGCAUUCCCUCCAAUCUGCUGCCGUCAUGCCUGGCUAAUCCACUGCAAACUGCUGUAAGGACUGAUGGUGGGAGAAUCAGUUUAGUAACUCUUGUCUCCUGGUUCAGAAGGCGUUAACUAAAGGCUUUCUGGGCAUUGUGGGAGUUGUAGUUCAGUAUGAUAUAUACACACAUCAGAUGUAUGUGCAUCAGUACAAAUACAAGUAAUGACUGUGUGAUCACUGCAGGCUAUGGUCAAGGUCACAGAUAUUGCACUUGUUGGGGUUUAUUUCUAUAUAAAACAUGAAUCUGUGGGAGAGACAAAUAACAAGGUCCAUGCCCCUCCCCCCAUGAUUCAGGAGUCAGUCCCAGCAGUGACCGCUUUGUCUGUGCAGCAAAGGAUCUUGGUAAGUUUCAUUUUCCGGGAAAUCUGUGAGUUUCAGGAAUCAGUAGAAGGAGCUUGAGCGGAUGUUGUAUUUACUCACCCCCUCCCUCUUUCUCCUCCUCCCCCCAGUCCUGUGUGACUCCUUAUGUAAAGUCACUAUAUCAUCAUCAUCAUCAUCAUUUAUUUAUAUAGCGCUGUCAAGAUACGCAGUGCUUUACUGCAGUUAUAGCAAACAGGGAAUAAAUGGUGGAUAACAGACAAGGAUUACAGAGUACA
Xenopus laevis (African clawed frog) is the source of this 6066-nucleotide messenger RNA. RefSeq lists its product as uncharacterized. The record is from RefSeq and is a predicted model, not a curated record. NCBI's taxonomy places the organism in Eukaryota, Metazoa, Chordata, Amphibia, Anura, Pipidae. The transcript has 15 exons. Bases 1631 to 4165 code for a protein of 844 amino acids.